Aspergillus affinis is the source of this 609-nucleotide messenger RNA. RefSeq lists its product as uncharacterized. The coding region runs from base 1 to 609 and encodes 202 amino acids. The record is from RefSeq and is a predicted model, not a curated record. Lineage: Eukaryota; Fungi; Ascomycota; Eurotiomycetes; Eurotiales; Aspergillaceae. The transcript is spliced from 6 exons.
AUGGCUGCAAUUUCCAAUAAUAAGUGGUACCAGUGGUACCUCAGACAGGUGCCACUCGGACUUCUUGAACUGCCCGCAUAUGAAAUGGACAACAAGGGACAUCCGGUCAUCCAUUACGGUGAAUUGUUCUGUCGCGUCCAAGAUUGCAGCAAAGGACAGAGGAAGUUUACUGCGACCAACAACCUCCGUACACAUUUGAAAAGCCAUAACGGCAUUACCUUGGAUAACGAGGACAAGGGAGGGCGCGUGUCUCAGAAAGUGCAGGACGACGCGAUCAGAUGGUAUCGCCGCCUCUUCGCGGGUGUUGAGUCAGAAGUGCAGGGUCCUGCCAGCAGUGCCGUCUCCCCCGCCGGCCCCGCCGGCCCCGCGAACGCUUCCUUGCCUGCAUUGCCGUUGAAGCAGAAAGAUAAUACUGUUCAUACAACCAAUAUGCGCCAGUUAGUUCGGAAUAUGGGUCACAAGGUCCCAUGUAAUUCCUGUCCUGCUCUAAAGGAUUGCUGCAAGGACAUCAAUCGCUGCGAUCAUUUUUUGCUUUUUGAUUGCGGCAAUUUGGCCCCUGCUACUGCUGCGGCGGCGAGUCAGAAUAAUGAGGGUGAGGAAGAAGCAUAA